AUCAAACUCCUUCAAAAAUCUCCACGCAUCACAAGUGGGUCCCACAAUCCAUUUUUUUAAUUUUCUCUCUCCUCAAAAACUAAAUAACACCCACCUUUACAUUCACAUUCACCUCCCAAAAUGUUGUAGCUUUCUUUACUCACUUAUAAAAUCUCUGUCUUGCUGAUGAUCAUAGAGAGAGAAAGUGGCAGUUGAUUUGUGUUUUUAGAGAGAGAAGCUAAAAACUCAACUAACCCUCUUCAUUUUUCUCUCUUAAUCAUUAAUUGAGAUUGGAAUUUUUGGGGUUUAUUUCAUCAAACAUGUCUCCUCGUCAGGAAAAUGGAAAUGUUUCCUGUUCACCUCAUGAAAAUGGAACUUCAGAUUCACUUUCCCUAUUUUCGGAAAAGGCAGUACAAGAGAUUAGUCAGCAACCUCUUCAAGGAGAUGAUCAUCUUGUAGAGUUUUCUGAAGCUAUGAGAACUGUUGCAAAGGCACUGAGGCGUGCUGCAGAAGGAAAGGCUUCAGCUCAAGCCGAGGCAACUGAAUGGAAACGAAAAUUUGAGCUGGAGAAGUCAAGGAACCUGCAACUGGAACGCAAAGUGCUAUCAUCUGGGAACGAUUCUUGUGACCUUCCGAACAAGAGAACAGCAGACUUGGCUGACCAACCUGAUGCGUGUGUCCCAGCAAACGGGAAAAAUGGUCAUUGCUGCGGGGCAAAUGGAAUCUGCAAUCAUGAAGUUCUCCGGGAUGGGGAACCAACAUCAGAUUCUGAGUCUGUGAACAAAAAGAUAGUGAAGAAGGCGUCAUUCAAACUCUCAUGGAAUAGUGAAGGUGCAAAUGGAAAUCAAUAUAAGCAUGAUGUAGUCUCUUUUGACAGAGGAAACAUAACAACUACUGAGCGCAGUAGCAAGCAGAUAUUUCUCAAGUGGGAGACUGAUCCCAAGACUGUUCUUGUUUUGUCCAAGCCAAAUUCGACUUCUGUUCGUCUUCUAUGCUCUGAACUUGUCAGAUGGUUGAAAGAGCAGAAGAAGUUAGACAUAUAUGUGGAACCACGAGUUCGAUCUGAACUCUUAGACGAAUCAUCUUCCUUCAACUUUGUUCAGACAUGGAAGGAUGACGAGGAGGUCUUGCUCUUACAUACAAAAGUUGAUCUGGUCGUGACUCUUGGUGGAGAUGGAACUGUACUUUGGGCUGCUUCGUUGUUCAAAGGACCAGUUCCUCCUGUAGUUCCAUAUUCUAUGGGAUCCCUGGGCUUCAUGACUCCAUUUUAUAGUGAGCAAUAUAAGGAAUCACUCGAUUCGGUGCUUCAGGGGCCCAUCAGUAUCACAUUACGACACAGGUUGCAGUGCCAUGUAAUUAGGGAGUCGGCAAAACAUGAAUAUGAUACGGAGGAGCCAAUUCUCGUUCUAAAUGAAGUCACUAUUGAUCGAGGGAUAUCGUCAUAUCUCACAAAUCUAGAAUGCUACUGUGACAACACCUUUGUGACAUGUGUUCAAGGAGAUGGUUUAAUUUUAUCCACCACUUCUGGAAGCACUGCAUACUCAUUGGCAGCUGGAGGAUCAAUGGUCCAUCCACAGGUUCCUGGAAUUUUAUUCACACCAAUCUGUCCCCACUCUCUGUCCUUUCGGCCUUUGAUAUUGCCAGAGCACGUAACAUUGAGAGUGCAAGUACCAUUCAACAGCAGAACUGCAUGGGCGUCAUUUGAUGGCAAAGAUAGAAAACAGUUGGCUCCUGGUGAUGCACUUAUAUGCAGCAUGGCUCCUUGGCCUGUGCCAACUGCAUGCCAAGUUGAUUCCACCAGUGAUUUCUUGCGCAGUAUUCAUGAAGGCCUGCAUUGGAAUCUAAGAAAGACGCAGUCGUUUGACGGUCCUAAUCUUGGUACUUGAUACUUCACAUCUACAAAGUGUUUUUAGUUUACCAAAGACGCCUGAUUUCAUGUCACAUAUCUAGAUCAGAGAUUCCUUCGUAUAAAUGGGUGGAAUAUAUAGUAUUCAUGCCACAAAUUGUAGGUGAGCAGUUGUGUAAUCUAUAAUAUUGAUGUUGAUGAAAUAUGGACCAACAUAGGAUGUAUUUUACCUUACAUGUAUGAUGUAUACCAUUUGCACAAAGUGCAAGUAUGAAGUAACACAUGUUAUUGUCUUAUAUAAUUGUUUUAUUUGUUGUUGUAAAUGUAAAACCUAACAAGAAUUGUUUAACCUCACUGAGUUGCUUGGAAUUUUAGAGUAUAUUGUAUUAUUGGACAAUUCAACCAUACAAAACAUUGUAUACAAAAUCAACAUAGAUUUUAAUGAUUGGAAA
Molecule: messenger RNA, 2277 nt
Organism: Beta vulgaris subsp. vulgaris (sugar beet)
Lineage: Eukaryota; Viridiplantae; Streptophyta; Magnoliopsida; Caryophyllales; Amaranthaceae
Product: NAD(H) kinase 1
Biological process (GO): NAD+ metabolic process; NADP+ biosynthetic process
Molecular function (GO): NAD+ kinase activity
Source: RefSeq, a predicted model, not a curated record